Messenger RNA from Pocillopora meandrina, 2023 nucleotides. The record is from the annotation of a GenBank genome assembly. NCBI's taxonomy places the organism in Eukaryota, Metazoa, Cnidaria, Anthozoa, Scleractinia, Pocilloporidae.
UGGCGGUCACUGCGCAAAGUUUGAAUGUGGGUACUUUUAAUACUGUGGGAUGAAAUUCCACGCAACCGAACUUCCAAUUCCGAGCAUAAUUACACUUUGGCGAGCCGCUAUGAGUGCUGAGGCUCCAAAUAUCACGACAAAAGCCGCAAUUCGCCAACACAUAUGGGAACAUAUAGGGAGAAACAAUUUGGCGAAUUUUCCACGACCAGUUCACCAUCGAAUCCCAAAUUUUAAGGGUGCGAAUGCGGCAGGCGAAAAAGUCGUCGCCAUGGAUAUAUUCAAGAAAGCGAAAACUAUUAAAGUGAAUCCAGACAAGCCACAAGAAUGGGUGAGAUACAAGACGUUAGAGGAGGGAAAAGUGUUGCUUGUCCCAACUCCACGGUUAAAAACUGGUUUAUUCAACCGCAUUUUGCCCCCGGCAGGGGCUAAUACUGCAAUACUGAAGAAGUGUGCGACCAGGGAAGGUAUAACUCAUUACAGCGCACCUGUGGGAUUGGAACAUAAGAUCACUAUUGACCUUAUUGUGAUUGGGUCAGUGGCUGUGUCUUCCAAAGGUAUGGUUAGAGACCACUUCAGAGUCCUGUGAAUGAUCAGACAAUACUUAGAACCAGUGUGACAAGUGCAACCUGAAUAAAAAAAAAAGGGGGGAAGGGUAAAGCUAUCUGGUGGACUUUUGAGCAGUGUUUUGAAAGCUUUUCACAAUUCAUCACUCUCUGCCUUAACCCCCCAACAGCAGUAUGCAUAUUCUUCACACUAUACUAGAUCUAUACAUUUCCUGAAGUGAUGAUGAGAAGAGUUUGUAUAAAAAUCAAAAGCCUCUUUAGUUGGUGAUCAUUUCUUUUAUUCUUUAUUCUCAUCCUGGUCGAAAUGCAAAAGUAUUUGUUCUCAUUUGAUAUCUCACAACAGGUUAUCGUAUAGGCAAAGGUGAGGGAUAUGCUGACAUGGAAUAUGCCAUGAUGGUUUCCAUGGGAGCAGUCAAUCAAGACACAGUUGUGGUGUCUACUGUCCAUGAUUGUCAGGUAGUGGAUAUUCCAGAUGAGUUGACGGAUGAACAUGAUCUGAUGGUAAAGUAGACAUUCUUUAUUUUUUUUGUUUAAACAAAGUUGGUGUCAUGAGAUCAAAUGAGGUAAAAAUUGGCUUUAUAAUGGGUAGAGUGCCACUAAAUGAUUAUCUUGUUUAGUUUUCUUGAGUUUGAUAAUAUGUUAUGGGCAUUAUUUUUCCUUGUGGGAGAUGUGGUGGCCGUUGGGUUAUUGCACUGGACUGGGGAUUGAGGUCGAAGUUCAAGAAAAACAAUUUACUUUCAUAGUAACUCUGUUCAUCCAAAAGUAUAAAUGGGUUCUAGCAAAAUAUCAAGGAAGUUGGUUAAAAUUCUGGGGGGUUGCUCUAAUACUAUUUGUUGCUUCAUGCUACAAAAACCAAUACAAGCCCAGACUGGAUGGGACAACUUGGCUCAAGAACAGACCUAACCUGCCUCACCAUUAUUGUUGUGUACUUUAGUAUUUACUUUAGUAUGGUUACUUUGUGGAAAUAUGUUAGCUUAGUGGUUGGUGGGCUGGACUCAGGUUUAAGUGGUUUGGGUUUUUGAUCUGGCUUGAUCAUUGUGUUGUGUUCUUAGGCAAAAAAAUUCACCUUUGCAGUACAUGAACCUCUCUCCACCCGGCAGGAGUAGAAAUGGGUUGCAGCCAACUGUCAGUGAAGCCUGACAGAAUUUUUUCCGCAUUAUGAAAAAGUUAAGUUCUGAGUAAAACUACCCUACAAACAUCCAAUAGAAAUGGCUUCAGUACAAGGUGGUUACCAUUCUUUUGCUAUUUACAUGUAGGUAGACUACAUUGUAACACCCACAAGGGUUAUCCAUUGCCAAGGACAUACACAGAGCUCAGCUGGAAUUCAGUGGUCAAAAGUCACACCUCAAAUGUUAAAGGACAUUCCUGUAUUGAAAGAUCUUAGAGAAAAAGAGAGAAGACUUGGAAAGAAUGUCACUUUGAAAGAUUAACUUAUCAGCAAAGUUUCUGUCAAUAAUUGG